This is a messenger RNA of Saccostrea echinata, 2575 nucleotides long. RefSeq names its product copine-3-like. Gene Ontology annotation, biological process: cellular response to calcium ion. The coding region runs from base 90 to 1709 and encodes 539 amino acids. The transcript has 15 exons. Gene Ontology annotation, molecular function: calcium-dependent phospholipid binding. NCBI's taxonomy places the organism in Eukaryota, Metazoa, Mollusca, Bivalvia, Ostreida, Ostreidae. The record is from RefSeq and is a predicted model, not a curated record. Gene Ontology annotation, cellular component: plasma membrane.
AAACAAUUUUAUCUCCAAAUCCAAUUUUAUUUCAAUCCUUGUUAAUCUCAAGAGCAUCGUCACAGAUUAUAACUGAGCAGUAUUGAGAAAUGAACCAAGGUGGUCCUGUUUCUAAAGUUGAGUUGAGAGUGGAAUGUACUGGACUGAAGAAAAAGGAUGAGUUCUCUAAAUCUGAUCCUUGUGCUGUUUUGUACAUGCAGCCCAGGGAAAGUAACUCAUGGCAAGAGAUUGGAAGAACAGAGCAUAUCAAAAAUUGCCAUGAUCCCAAAUUUGCUACGCCUUUCACUGUGGAAUACUUUUUUGAAGAAAUUCAGAAAGUAAAAAUAGAAGUUUACGAUUUAGACAAUGCAACCAGUGAGCUGACUGAUGAUGACUUUCUAGGAAAAGUGGAGUGUAACCUGGCACAGAUUGUUUCACGCAAUCCUUUCUCUUCUGCUCUUCAAAAGAAUGAUGGAACACCAGCAGAGGGCUCCCUGAUCUCUAUCAGAUCUGAGGAAGUAAGGGAGGGAGGAGAACAUGUGUUCCUCCACAUUGGGGCCACUAAAGUAGACAAUAAGGACUUUCUGGGUAAAUCAGACCCUUUCUUAGAGAUUUCCAGACAAGUAUCAGAUGGAAGUUGGCAAGUGAUACACAGAACUGAAGUUUGCAAAGACACACUAAAUCCAGUGUGGAGGCCAUUUGAGCUGGCAGUACAUGCUUUGUGUGGUGGCAACAAAACACAGCAGAUACAGUUCAGCUGCAGUGAUUAUGAUAGCGAUGGAUCCCAUGAUCUGAUUGGUUCAUUUACAACUACUAUUACAGAACUAGAGCAAGCAGCAGGAAGUGGAAAAGAGCUACAAUAUCCAUUCAUAAACCCCAAGAAAAAAUAUAAGAAGGACAAAAAAAAUUCUGGUGUGGCGCAUAUAACACAGAUCAAGUUUUUCAGAAUGCCAAACUUUCUGGAGUUUAUUUAUGGUGGAAUGCAGAUUAAUUUUACAGUGGGUGUGGAUUUCACAGGAUCUAAUGGAGAUCCCAAUCAACCAGACUCCCUUCACUUUGUUGAUAUGGCUGGCAAUCCCAACCAAUACAUGCAAGCCAUUAUGGCCGUGGGAUCUGUGUGUCAGGAGUAUGACACGGACAAGUUAUUCCCAGCUCUUGGCUUUGGGGCAAAGCUUCCAGAUGGGACAGUUUCAAUGGAGUUUGCUCUGAAUUUCAAUCCCACAAAUCCCUACUGUGCAGGAAUAAAUGGUGUAAUUGAAGCUUAUAGAAAUGCAAUCCAGAAUGUUCAAUUGUGGGGUCCCACCAAUGUGGCUCCUAUUAUAUACCACGUGGCCAGAUUUGCUGCGCAGGCCCAGAAGGAGGAAGCAGACAAAGGGGCACAUGCCUACUAUGUGUUGCUCCUAUUAACUGAUGGCAUUAUAACAGACAUGGAUCAGACCAGAGAUGCUAUCGUCUAUGCCUCAGGGUUACCCAUGUCCCUCAUCAUUGUGGGGGUAGGAGGUGCUGACUUUUCUGACAUGAAUUUUCUGGAUGGGGAUGGUGGGGUUCUGAAGGCAACUAAUGGCAGACCAGCGGAGAGAGACAUUGUCCAAUUUGUUCCAUUUAGAGAUUUUCAAAAAUAUGGUUCUAGUGGUGCUGAUUUGGCAAAGCAAGUGUUGGCAGAGGUCCCACAACAAGUGGUGAAGUACUACACAAUGAGAAACAUCAGCCCGAACCAACGACCAGCUUAGACAGAAAGUGGUUCUAAAUACAGUAUUCAACUACGCCAUCAAUUAAGAGAGCAUGAGCAAUAAUCAAAUAUAGGAUGAUUAAUAGCUAAUUCCCUUAGUAAAAAUCUGUAUAAAUCUUCCUAGAUAUAUAUGUACAGUGGCGUAGCUUCCAUUGAAGCACAGAAGCACGUGCUUCCACAUCGUUUGAUUGAAUUGAAACUUCCAAAGCAUAUGAUAAAAGAUAAUACAUAUUUAGUAUAAAUUUUAUAACAUUAAUUAUGUAACAUGCAAACAGGCUUAUAGCAAGGCUUGUCAUAAGGAUAGGGGAGCUCCUGCUGUCUUUUGUAAGAUUUUUUUCCUCGCUGAAAACGCAUUUCUGACAAUAUCUUAUGAACAAUAACUACAAAAAAUACUUUUAUAAAAUUUUGAAUAACAAUUAUUACAUCUAAUGGUUUAUAAAGUUAUAAAUUUAUUUAAAAUUGAAGGAUAAUAUAAGCAACUUUAAAAUAUUGUCUAUCGUCUAAAAUGCACCACAGCAGCUUCCAGGGACUUUGCACCCUAAGUCCUACCAGGGCUUUUUCUUGGUCUCAUCGGGGCCUCAUGCUGGCUCCAAACCCCUUGUGGUUUUAUGCUUCCACAUUGAUCGACCCUAAGCUACGCCACUGAUGUAUAAUAAAUUUAGGGUACCUAGCUGGGGGUAACUGAUGGAUAUUUUAAAUUCUGUUGAUGACCAAAAAAAAAAAAAAAUUAAAAAAAUUAGUGGAAUAAUAAAUGUACUAUAACUUUUAUACAGUAGAAGAUUUUUAUGAUUGUCAAUGAAUAUUAUGCAGUUAUAUUGAAACUUUUUUUGGAAUAUGUUCAUGUAUGUAUUUAAAAUAAUUAUGUGC